GAUUUGGUUACCCGAGAGUUUGAACGGUCGUCAGAAUUUUGGGAGCUUUGUAAUUCUCUGUGUAGUGUGCCUUGGCUUUAAUGGCGGCAAUAUCCUCUGUUCAAUGCUUAUUCUCUUGCGAUUCCCAUCAUCAUCAACUCGUGCAGCAGAGUGGGUCGCUUUGGAGAUUGGGUUCUAGGGUUUUAGUAUCUUCGAGUCUGUGGAAGCGUUCUCAGUUUUCUCGAGGGGAUUCGUUGCGAAGGAGAAAUUUGAUCUGUGCAGUCAAGGGGGAUGCAGAAGGAGCGUUUAAGAAGACUGUUGCAAUCGAUCGGAUGAUUGAUGCUCUUCAAGAUGCAAACCCAAGAGAACUUGAGCAGCUUGUUGUUGAAAACAUCCUUGCUUUUGAUGAGGUUUUCUGGAUAAGACUCGCGGCCAGGUCGGAUACUUGCAAAUCAGAUGAUGACAAGAAGGACUAUGAGGAGUUAGCUGCAACCGUGAUGAGCAUAGUUGACUGCGUUGUGAAUAAGACUCGGGAAAAGAUAGAAACGUCUACUGAUGUUCUGAAAGGAAUAUUAAGACCCGUUGUGGAAGGAGUGGAAGAAAUUUCAUGGCCUCCAAGAGAUCCUGAAGCCAUCAAUCAAAUGGAAAACGAAAUAAUACAACGGGAAAAAGAAGGGCAAUUAGAUGAAGGGUUUCUUUCAGAAGUUAGUGCUCAGCUACGGCAGGCAAAAGAAGAUAAAGAGAAACCAGGGCUUGCGGCUAUGCUGCAAAAAGUUCUUCAACUCUAUGCUGCUACGAUUCUCUCCAAGCGUAGCUACGCAAAGAAAGGUACAUUAUCUACAAACAGAUUCACAUCACGUUUAAACUCAGACACAAACUAUCAAUUACAACUUGUGGUUGUUGUCACAGGGAACGAAGUUGUAAAGGCCGAGUAUUUUCUCGAAACUCUGAUCAAAGCUCCUGAGGAACAAUGGAACAAGCUUUUCUUAGACGGGUUAACAAUCGGGAAAGGUGAAAUCGCACCUGAUGAGCUAUCUUCCGUUAUCAAGAAACGAAUCGAGCGCACGCUCAUUCGAACUGAAGGAGGCUCGUACCAGCAGCGAGUCUUGAUUGAGUAUCUCAAAGGGAUCGAGUCCAGGGCUACUGAAAUUCUCAAAUUAAUUCAAGAAUAAUUCCGAUAAUUAUUUCCAAUUUUUUUUUCUAUGUAUUAUCAAAUCAUCUAUCCAAUUAAAUUUCGUUAUAAUCU
Molecule: messenger RNA, 1225 nt
Organism: Eutrema salsugineum
Lineage: Eukaryota; Viridiplantae; Streptophyta; Magnoliopsida; Brassicales; Brassicaceae
Exons: 10
Coding region: 81-1151 (356 amino acids)
Source: RefSeq, a predicted model, not a curated record